AUGCAUACCGCCAAGCCUCCUCUUUCUAGACCCACAACUAUUUUCGUACAUAGCAUCUUCCGGGGCAACCUAGAAGAGCAAAACACACGAGGGCUCUUUCUAAUCCCUGGCAUUGAUAUCAACGCAAUUGCAAAAGGCGACAAUCUUGCUACUUUCUUUUCUGAAGGGGUUCUUGCCCACUUCGAAUGA
Chondrus crispus (carragheen) is the source of this 189-nucleotide messenger RNA. RefSeq lists its product as hypothetical. NCBI's taxonomy places the organism in Eukaryota, Rhodophyta, Florideophyceae, Gigartinales, Gigartinaceae. The coding region runs from base 1 to 189 and encodes 62 amino acids. The record is from RefSeq and is a predicted model, not a curated record. The transcript has a single exon.